AUAAAGAUUGCACGUGGCUCUGUGGCCAAUCAGGAAAGAUUAGAUGCACAUUCUACAUACGUACAUAGGUGGGGGCUGAAAGGAGCUUGGGCCCAGUCCUCCUCUCCGACUCUGUUGAUUUGGCAUCACCUCAUCAUUCCUCUCCCAAGGGGAACCCCAUACGAGUUCCGUCUUCAAGAAGAGGAAAGCGUGCCGAGAUAACCAGUAUCAUGGCCCGCCUGCUAGCCGACCCGCCGAUCGCGGAGGACCCGUCGGGCUUCGACCUGAUCAUCAAGCACGGGCACCAGGACCUCGUGCAGGCGGUGGCGUUCAACACGUACGGCGACCGGUGCGCGACGGGGUCCGUGGACGGGCGCGUCCGCGUGUUCAACCGCCACCGCGAGGGCGUCUGGCGCCACUGCGACAACUGGACCGCCCACGGCGGCGAGAUCCUCGACCUGCAGUGGCUGCCCCCCACCGUCUACCCGAGCCUGCUCGCCAGCCUCGGCGUCGAGGGCCGGUUCAAGCUCUGGGCCGAGGACCCGGCCGCCGUGGCGGGCCGGAGAUUUGCCAGCGCGGCCCGCAGCGGCGGUGGUGGCGGUGGAGGGGGUGGGGGCCCGGGAUCCGGGUCCGGGGCAGGGUCGAGCCGGGAUGCGCCCUCCAAGGCAGCGUUCGAAAUGAGGUCCGGAAGCGGCGCGCCGUUCCGGUCGUUUGCGAUGAAGCACGACGAGGAGACGAGGCACACGUACCUCGCGCUCCUGGCGGCGGACGGGACGCUGUCCGUCUUCGAGAACGAGCAAGUCGAGAACCUCAGCAACUACGCCCACCUCGACGAGUGGGACGUCUUCGAUGGGCCCGGCGGCGGGGCCCACGCAGCUGGUACCGGUGGCGGUGGUGGUGGCGCGACCGGAGGCGCGGGCAUGGGGGGUUCGUCGUCGUCGCAGAUGACGUCGGGCGGCCCGCCGGCGCGCGGCGAGGAGACAGCGUUCCGGGUGCGGUUCGACCCAAACCCCGAGGUGUGCUACACUGCGCUGCGGGCGGGUGUGCCGACGGACGCGCUGGGCCUGGUGGUGGCGGCGAUGGAUGGCGUCAAGAUCUACCGGACGCGCGACACGCUCAAGUCGGUGCUGGGCCUGUCGACGCCCGGGAGGGAGUUCUACCUCGCGGCCGAGAUCGGCGGGCAUAGGGGCCUCGUGCGGGACGUCGCAUGGGCGCCGGGGAACAUCCGCGGGUACGACAUCAUCGCGACGGCGUGCCAGGAUGGGUUUGUCAGGGUGUUCAGGCUGGAUACACCGGUGGCGGGUGGAGACGGGCGGGGGGGCUGGUCGGCUGCGGGGCUGAAGCAGCACGCUAAGAGGGCGUCUGAGGAUGACGCCGGCAGGCAGGGCGGCUUGUCGGAGGGGCAGUCGGGCAUAAGGGCCGGGCUGCACAGGUCGCGCACGCACGAGGACCGGCGGCCGAGCGGGCAGCCGGGGCAGAUCAGGCAUGUCGUCAAGGAGAUUGCCAAGCUGGAUAGCCACCGCACGCCGGUCUGGAGGGUGGGGUUCGACGACGACGGCCAGAUCCUGGGGAGCGUCGGCGACGAUGGGAGGCUGAUGUGUUACCGCCAGACGUCCGAUGGUUCCUGGGCGAAGAGCUCCGAGCUUUCCAUGGUGAAGAUGAAGAUGGCUGCUCCCUAAUCCCCGGCAGUCUUACCACCUCUGGCCGAAGCGUCAAGGCAAAUUCUAUUCAAGCGGAUAGGGGUCGUUCUCCGGCCCCGCUACGCAACAAACGACAAAUUGGCUGGGCUAUUCCCAGCGGCAAGACGUCGUCAAGGCGGAAUGUGAAAUGUAUAACAUUUUCUACAAUUCAAGAGAGG
This is a messenger RNA of Phialemonium atrogriseum, 1837 nucleotides long. Its product is annotated as putative nuclear pore complex subunit protein. Gene Ontology annotation, cellular component: nuclear pore outer ring; Seh1-associated complex. Gene Ontology annotation, molecular function: protein binding; structural molecule activity. The transcript has a single exon. Lineage: Eukaryota; Fungi; Ascomycota; Sordariomycetes; Cephalothecales; Cephalothecaceae. The record is from RefSeq and is a predicted model, not a curated record. Gene Ontology annotation, biological process: positive regulation of TORC1 signaling; cellular response to amino acid starvation. Bases 210 to 1658 code for a protein of 482 amino acids.